Endocarpon pusillum Z07020 is the source of this 1455-nucleotide messenger RNA. RefSeq lists its product as uncharacterized. NCBI's taxonomy places the organism in Eukaryota, Fungi, Ascomycota, Eurotiomycetes, Verrucariales, Verrucariaceae. Bases 1 to 1455 code for a protein of 484 amino acids. The record is from RefSeq and is a predicted model, not a curated record. The transcript is spliced from 3 exons.
AUGUCAAGGUCUCAGUACCUUCGUCGAGUCCUCCAUCGCGAUCAGAACCCUGUAUCCGCCAGAGUAUUUGAGGAGCAAGCAGGAUCUCUGUUUUUGUCGCCUAAUACGCCUGAUCAGGGUAUAGACGUCUACUCUCUGGAUCCGGCCUUGAGUGAAAUCACGAAUUCGAAUGAGUACAUGCAAGACGAUCGGGUGAGUCACUCACGAUCAAUCAUCGACGACAGUAUCGAGAUUCAGGAUAAGAAGGUCGAUUCUCUCAAGUCCCAAGGCAUAUUACAGCCGCCGAAAGGGCCAGGUGAUACAAUCCUUUCGCUCCGAACUAAAGAAGAUCUAAAGCAGUAUGUGGCUGCCGCAAAAGGCUUUCAGGCCUUUUUCAUCCGUCAACGUCAUUCGUACUCCCCAUUGACAAUAACAUAUGAGCUGUUCGAAACUCUACUCCUCGAGAAAAAUGUCUCUCCUCAAUUUAGAGACUACGUCUUGUACAUGGGCGAGAGAGAGCGCGAAGUGGAGAUGCUUUCGUUCUGCUUCGGAGAAUUCCCCUGGAUUUUUGUUACUCCAUCGCGACUCGCACAGCAGCGCAUAGACGGCUAUGCAAGCUGCAGACAUGAGGGUCUGGAGUUCAACCCAUUCGAAAUACACCUCCUACUCUUGGACACAGCCAUGGCGAAUUGGAGACACUACCUGAUAGACUUGGCCGCAGAGACAGACCAGCACGCUGCCCAAUCAUUAGGAGCUUCUCCCGACGAUCAAGGUCCUAUAAAUAUGGCAGAUUGCGGUGAACGUCAAGCACUUAUGAUUUUGGACGGCAAGCUACAAAAUGCGGCAAUCGCCAUCAAGUCGACUAUAGAAAAUGUCAGAGCACAUCUUGAUUGCCAUAGAUUGCUGCGAGAAGGGGUGUCUGAGGUCAAAGAACCAGCGGGGGGCUUUAUUGUCUCAGAUCUUAUGGAACAGCUGAAAGAGCUUGACACGCUUGUCUUGCGAGUCGACGCAUUGAGAGCGCGUUUGCAAGGCAUCACAAGCUUAGUGUCAAGCUUUCUUGAGCUAAACAAUGGCUUCGCCCUACAAAGCCUGGCCAAAGAUUCAGGAAGGGAAAAUGAAGAAAUGCGAAAGCUUAGCGAGAGAAUGCAUGCGUUAACGGAGAAGGGAACUCAAGACGCCGCAGCUAUCAAAGUCUUGACUAUAUUGACCUUGAUAUACUUGCCUGCAACUGUGGUUUCCAACUUUUUUUCCACGUCUUUCGUCAACUUACAAACAUCCCCCGGGAUGUCGAAUCAUGUGGUUGUCUCUGGUGACUGGUGGAUAUUCGUUGCAGCUUCUGUUCCGCUCACGCUACUCACCCUCUACACUUGGUGGGUCGAAGAGGCCGUUCUGCUGGUACAAGGCCUAGCACAAUACAACCUGGAGAGAAAGUAUGAUCUUCGGCCAAUUUGUCCAGAAUAUGGGCUUGAAAAAUAG